Messenger RNA from Peniophora sp. CBMAI 1063, 1314 nucleotides. Lineage: Eukaryota; Fungi; Basidiomycota; Agaricomycetes; Russulales; Peniophoraceae. The record is from the annotation of a GenBank genome assembly.
AUGUCUUCCCUAGAGCAUGCUCUGAACAAGCUUCGCUUCGAUUUCAAAGUGGCUGUGGUCAUGCACUACGCGCAGAGGUCCGAGGCGUGGUACAAACGUAUGGUGGCCCAUCAAGACAUGCUGGAGCGCACGGUGUAUGCGACGAAAGCUCAGUGCCCGGAAAUUGCCUUUCAUCCGGUCGCAGUAUACUCUCUGUACAACGUCCAGGUGCACAUUUUCCGACUCGGUGAUAUCCAUCAUCGAAAGCUGCUGGUGAGGUACCUGCAACAAGUGGUGUCGCUUGACAGCAAGGGACUCAUUGCGCUUGAUCUGUUCUCCAUUGCCGCAUUUGAGCACCCUGGCGGCCAUCUUUCCUUGACGGCGCCUGGGACGCUACUUUGCGCUUCAAAGGACUACGAAUAUCACAAGCUUAACGAUCAUUUUCCGCGACCGUUGAUCUGCAUCGAGCAAGAAGACGCCUUAGCGGCCAAGAGACUUGCCUACACGAAGCAGCUCAAGUCGGCUCCUGCGCCUUCGACGUCGUCGGCAAAGCAAAAGCAACCGUCAGGUCAAGGCGGCCCACCCGGCGAGCUGAAGCGCGGUACUCCCGACUCGCCAAACCCCGAACCUGCGGACGCGAAGCGUCGGAAGGCGGACGCAAGGUCGUCAAAGUCUUCACCAACAUCGACGGCUGCAAUCUCGGCGGACUCGACGGCGAAACCUCCAGUCGUGAAGAUUCCAGUUGUUCCUAAGGCGGCGACGAAGCCGAUCCCCGCCAAGGCGCCGACACCGACGGGUCCCAGGGCUUUGUCGGCUAUGUUUACGCCGAUCGCGAAGGCUCCAAUUGCGUCGUCUCCGACGGUGAAGGCUCCAUCGCCUGUCGAAGCACCGACCGGCAAGGCCCCAAUCGCGGCGAACCCAACCGUGACCAUGCCACCUCCGCCGGUGGCCCCACCGCCGGCGGUUGGUCCGGCGUCCGACUUGAUCCAAGUCCUUAUGGUCGACGACACGCCCUACAUGCUAGCUUUUCUUGCGCGCCACAAGCUACCAGUUCCGACGCCUCUGAACAACCGCACCCUCCUUGCUGUCGUGGCCGCCGACUAUGAAGACGAGAAACGCGGCCGUCUCGAAGAUCGCCAGCGCGCUGCCGCCGAGCUGCAGGCCGAGCGGCAGGCGAAGGAUACGGCGGUGGCAAGCGCUCAGGCCGAGGCAAAGCAGAGCCGCAACGAGCUCGCGACCGAGCGAGAAGGUCGGCGUCAAGACAAGGAGACGAUUGCUUGGUAUGACAAGUAUACCGAGCCGCUUCGCGUGGGUCCACCCGGGUUCAGCGGCUAG